Molecule: messenger RNA, 2420 nt
Organism: Drosophila pseudoobscura
Lineage: Eukaryota; Metazoa; Arthropoda; Insecta; Diptera; Drosophilidae
Exons: 2
Coding region: 347-1768 (473 amino acids)
Molecular function (GO): zinc ion binding; nucleic acid binding
Source: RefSeq, a predicted model, not a curated record
AGUUUUAAUUUAGGGAUCGCUCAGUUUUUAGUCAUAAUUCAAUAAAUUUUAUAAUGUUUUAGUUCACAGUUUUUUUUGCCUUCGGCUAGCCAAAUGCCCCUGAGGAUCCCAUAACGACGCAAAGGGGCCAUUCCAUAUAAAUUGCGACCUAGGAAUGGCCAAGCUACAAACGCGUCUCAAUUCCUCAAGCUGUAAGCAAAGAGUUUUUAUUUUUUUUGUGUCACAAGAAAAAAAAAGUUGCUAGAACGCCGAAACAGCUGUCUCGGUUGAGAUAGGUCAUCGACCGGCAAAGAAUUGUGAGCACUGGGAAGAAAAAAGCUAGGUGACGGGGCGAAGGGAAUCAAUAAUGGAGGGAGAACCUGUAAAUCCGUCCGUUUGCAUUCUGUGUGGGGAAGAGUUUGGAUCCCUGCAGUUAUACAAGACCAGGUGUGGCCACGAGUUUCAUAAAGCUUGCAUCGUCCCCUACUCGAAGGAAAAUGCUAAAUGUCCCAGAUGUGGAAGAGUCACUUUUGAGUUGCAAGGCGGCGCAUCGGUUUCGGGCACGCAAACCGCCAAACAGCAGGCAGGAAGCAAAGAAAAAGCUUCAGGCACCCCAGCGACGGGAUCAGCAAAUAAUAAUCCAGGUUCAGCUUCAGUUGAUGGCGGGAAUAUAGGAAUCAUGAUUACCCAAGCAGUGCGAGCCAUGCAAAACGACCUUUUAACCCAGUUGUCGGAGCAGAUGGCGCAAAUAAUACAAACCAAUGUCGCUGCGCAUCUUCAACUGACUGGCCGGGAUCAACACGCUCGAAAUAUAGCUCCAGACCAUAGUUCGCAGGGUCAGGAAGCAGGCGGAGGCCGAGAAUCGGCAGGAUUUUACAGAGAGGGCAGAGACACUCCUAGAAGUUUAGCUUCCGAUCUGUCCCAAAGGCCGGACAAAGUCGUACAUAUUAUGAAUGGUUGGAAGCUACGAUUUAGCGGGGAUGCGGAAGGAAUUAGCGUUGAUAAUUUUAUCUAUAGGGUAGAAGCUCUCACUCAUGCAACGCUGGAAAGCAACUUUGCGGUGCUAUGUAGCAACGCUAGCAUCCUCUUUGACGGAAAGGCUCGGGAAUUCUUUUGGAGGUUUCAUAAGUCAGUGGUAGUAGUCCGAUGGGAUGUGCUUUGUCAGGCAUUAAAGAAACAGUUCCGAGACACUCGCACGGAUGUGGACAUUCGAGAGGCGAUCAGGGACCGGAAGCAGAAAGAAAAAGAAGGGUUCGAUGCCUUUUAUGAUGCCAUAGUCCAGCUAAUGGAUAGUUUAGAGUCUCCCUUGUCAGAAAAGUCUGUGGUAGACAUAUUGCGAAGAAAUUUGAGGCCCGAAGUAAGGCACGAGUUGCUCAACAUAAAAAUAACUUCGGUUGGGGAGCUCAGGGAAAUAUGCAGACGAAGAGAGAGUUUCCUGGAGGACGUGAGACGGAAUUAUGGUUAUCAAAAGAGUGUUCCUUUCCGUAGGCAAGUAGCUGAGUUGGUGGAGGAGCACAUGUCUGAUGACGCAACGGAGUUUUCCGAAGGUGAGGGCGAAGCCGAAAUAGGAGCGUUGGCCUUGGUAUGCUGGAACUGCCAUAAGGAAGGACAUCGGUACCAGGAUUGCGAAUCCAAACGCAAGAUCUUUUGCUAUGGGUGUGGCAUUCCAAACAUUUACAAACCAGCUUGCGAAAAAUGUCAGAAAAAAAACGGCAGGGCGAGCACACAGCCUCGUCAGCUUCAGAGUGUGCGUCGCCAAAAAUCCGCGAACCCAGACGCCAGCCAGUAGAAAAUCAACACCAGGCAGUUAUAGAUACGAGCAUUCCAGUCCAGCCCGUCAGUACAGUAAAAACAAUUUUAUGGCAUAAUUUCAUUAAUUCUAAGUCAGAUGCAGAAGCUGUAGAAACACUGUUCCGUCGUAGAUCCAAUUCAAGAAACUCCAAACGGAUGAGAUCAUUUUGGAAGGCAGCUAAAUCAAUAAAUGCGAUUAGAUACAAAGAGCUAGAUAAACGUCCGUACGCAGAGGUAAAAAUUUUUGAGCGGCCAGUGCUUGGGUUGUUAGAUACAGGGGCAGCGAUGAGUGUAGUUGGUGGGAAUUUGGCUAAACAAAUAAUUACCAGCAGGAUUCCAUUUAAACGGGGCAUCUCAGUUGCUCAUACCGCAGAUGGCAGGCGGCAGGAGGUUCUGGGUCGAUUGAGAACUCCAGUCACCUAUGAUAACGUCGUGAAGGAUUUGGAACUGCAUAUCAUUCCGUCGCUUAGCCAGGACUUAUAUCUAGGAAUCGAUUUUUGGUCAACGUUCAAUUUAUUACCUCCGGAGAUGCAGGUAGCAGAAAUUUGUCAGGAAUCGCACGUACUAAUUCCAAGUCAGAAAGAGGAGUUGCAGAAGGUUGUGUCGGAAUUUCCAUCCUUUGCAGUCUCUGGUUUGGGUAGAACAUCGGU